GGAUGUCACGACUUCAAGAAUUUCUCGUCCCCUAAAAGCUUUUCUCGAUUUCUCUCCUUCUUUCACCAACUUCAACAAUGGCAGUGACUUUAUGCCAGCACGCGACCCCCCUUUCGCCGCCCCUGUGAUCUCCAGUUUUAACACCCCCUGUUGGGAGGUGGGUUUUUCCUCUUUCUCUCCCCCGCAGAUGGUAGACCCCGCGACUCAUGGCCCUCGCAAACCGAUUAGCCGAGUUCCAUCGCGAUUUAGAAACUCUCGGGCCUGCCCGCUACCGCUGUCGUUCUCGCCGCCAAGGGACCUUGGCUGCCGCUCCCGCGUGGCCGGACGAACGGCUCCGGCCGGGAUGUCGUACGUCAGGCAGGGCCCAGCCUGUCGAGCAGGGCACAAGGGUUGGCAGUCACGCGGGAGAGGACGAGCUGACAGCCGCCAAACGGUACGUGGCGUCGCUCUGACCACGGCUCUGGCCACGGACGUUGUAGCGUGCUGCGACGGGAUCGCCACUGCCUUCCACUUUGAGGCCAGCUCCCUGCUCGAUAAGAAGAUUGAGGGGUCAAGGUCGAGACUGGAGGAGGGGGCUCAACUUGAGUUCGACUAGCUCCACUCCAACGGCGCAAAAGCAUCGCAUGACGUGACAUCUGCCGCCGACCUUUUCCCUCGUGCCUGACCCCCCUGAUAUGGCGCGGGUGCUCCCGUUUUUGUGUGUGCACUUUAAAUUUGGCGGGAGUUUGACUUGGACAUGGAUGCCUGGGCUGGGUUGUGUAUGUACAGCAUUGAAACUAUAACCUCGCCUAGAGAAUUGCACGACCUAAUUAAGCACAAAGUCAUGUUGACAGCACCGA
Molecule: messenger RNA, 839 nt
Organism: Gaeumannomyces tritici R3-111a-1
Lineage: Eukaryota; Fungi; Ascomycota; Sordariomycetes; Magnaporthales; Magnaporthaceae
Exons: 1
Coding region: 92-595 (167 amino acids)
Source: RefSeq, a predicted model, not a curated record